Molecule: messenger RNA, 3780 nt
Organism: Ziziphus jujuba (common jujube)
Lineage: Eukaryota; Viridiplantae; Streptophyta; Magnoliopsida; Rosales; Rhamnaceae
Product: calcium-transporting ATPase 1, endoplasmic reticulum-type
Exons: 8
Coding region: 311-3502 (1063 amino acids)
Biological process (GO): intracellular calcium ion homeostasis; calcium ion transmembrane transport
Cellular component (GO): membrane
Molecular function (GO): ATP binding; ATP hydrolysis activity; P-type calcium transporter activity
Source: RefSeq, a predicted model, not a curated record
GCUUCAAAACAAUUUCGCUUGGUCAACAUUUUUGUCCCUGCACAAUUACAGAGGCAACUAAAAAGCAAAUAUAUAAAGCAAUUUACUAAGCGGGAGAAAAUUUGAUACAAUUCCAGACUUUUGCCAUUUUUUUGCACCGGAGAUCGGUGCUUUUUCGGUUUCGAAUAUUGUACGCUUUCCGAUGUUAAAAGACUUAUUCUGAUAAGGAGCUAGGGUUUCGUUUUUCUGUUCGUCUCCCGAGAAAGUCUUCAGGCGGCGAGAAUAAAACGAGUCCCGCUGUUGAGUCUGCUUUUCUUCCAAGAAUUUUUCAAUGGGGAAAGGAGGGCAGAACUAUGGGAAAAAGGAGAGCAUCGGCACCGAAUCUUCGAAUCGGGACCCGUUCCUUGCGUGGUCGAAGGACGUUCGAGAAUGCGAAGAGAGAUUCAAGGUGAAUCGCGAACGAGGAUUGUCGUCCGACCAAGUUGAAAAUCAGAGGAAGAUCUAUGGCUGGAACGAAUUGGAGAAGCACGAGGGAGCUUCAAUAUUCAAGCUGAUACUUGAGCAGUUCAACGAUACUCUGGUGAGGAUUCUAUUGGCUGCCGCGGUUAUUUCCUUUGUUCUUGCUUGGUACGAUGGUGAGGAAGGCGGCGAGAUGGAGAUCACGGCGUUUGUGGAGCCGCUUGUUAUCUUCUUGAUCUUGAUUGUGAAUGCCAUUGUGGGCAUUUGGCAAGAAAGCAAUGCCGAGAAAGCGUUAGAGGCUCUGAAAGAGAUACAAUCAGAGCACGCAACCGUGAUUCGUGAUGGUAAGAAAAUUACGAAUUUGCCAUCCAAGGAGCUUGUUCCUGGUGAUAUUGUAGAAUUGAGAGUUGGUGAUAAGGUCCCUGCCGAUAUGAGGGUUUUGAGUUUGGUCAGCUCCACGGUUCGAGUUGAGCAAGGGUCGUUGACGGGAGAGAGUGAAGCUGUUAGCAAGACCGUUAAGGUUGUACCUGAAAAUUCAGAUAUCCAGGGAAAGAAAUGUAUGGUUUUUGCAGGGACAACGAUGGUAAGUGGGCAUUGUUUUUGCUUGGUUACUCAUACUGGGAUGAAUUCCGAAAUAGGGAAGGUUCAUUCCCAUAUCCAUGAAGCAUCACAGAUUGAGGAAGAUACCCCUUUGAAGAAGAAGUUGAACGAAUUCGGAGAGACUCUGACCGUCAUAAUAGGAUUGAUUUGUGCAUUGGUUUGGCUUAUUAAUGUGAAGUACUUCCUGAGCUGGGAAUAUGUUGAUGGGUGGCCCAAAAACUUUAAGUUUUCAUUCGAGAAGUGUACUUAUUACUUUGAGAUUGCUGUGGCAUUGGCUGUGGCAGCCAUUCCUGAAGGUCUGCCGGCAGUUAUCACAACUUGCUUGGCACUUGGUACACGGAAGAUGGCUCAAAAGAAUGCGCUUGUUCGUAAGUUGCCCAGCGUUGAGACUCUUGGUUGUACAACCGUGAUCUGUUCUGAUAAGACGGGUACUUUGACUACCAACCAGAUGGCUGUGGCAAAACUUGUUGCCAUUGGUUCAAGGGCUGGCACUCUACGAUCCUUUGACGUGGAUGGGACCACAUUUAAUCCUUUUGAUGGAAAGAUUCAUGGCUGGCCAGGAGCUCAAAUGGAUGCAAAUCUUCAAAUGGUUGCGAAGAUUGCUGCAGUGUGUAACGAUGCUGGUGUUGAACUUUCUGGGAAUCAAUAUGUGGUCAACGGACUUCCCACUGAGGCAGCGUUGAAGGUUCUUGUUGAAAAAAUGGGACUUCCUGAAGGGUUGGAUUCUGGUACAUCUUUAGCUCAUGGUGAUGUACUACGUUGUUCACAAAUAUGGAAUAAAGUUGAGCAUAGGAUUGCAACUCUGGAGUUUGACCGUGAUCGUAAAUCCAUGGGAGUCAUUGUGAAUUCUGACUCUGGAAAAAAGUCCUUGCUAGUCAAGGGAGCAGUUGAAAAUAUAUUGGAAAGGAGUUCAUUCAUACAGCUGGGUGAUGGCAACAUCGUAGAGUUGGACCAAAAUUCGAAGGAUCUUAUCUUAGAAUGUCUUCAGGAAAUAUCAACAAGUGCAUUACGUUGCUUGGGUUUUUCUUACAAGGAAGACCUACCAGAGUUUGCGACCUAUAAUGGUGAUGAAGACCAUCCAGCUCAUCAACUUUUACUUGAUCCAUCAAAUUAUUCUAAAAUUGAAAGCCAACUCAUUUUUGUUGGUCUGGUUGGGCUAAGGGACCCUCCAAGAAAAGAGGUUCGUCAAGCUAUUGAGGACUGCAAAGCUGCUGGAAUCCGUGUAAUGGUUAUUACAGGCGACAACAAGAAUACUGCUGAAGCUAUUUGCCGAGAAAUAGGUGUAUUUGGACCUUUUGAAGAUAUCAGUUCCAGAAGUUUGACUGGAAAAGAAUUCAUGGAGAUUCUUGAUCAGAAAAAUCAUUUAAGACAGAGUGGAGGCCUAUUAGUCUCUAGGGCUGAACCAAGGCAUAAACAGGACAUAGUGAGAUUGCUCAAAGACGAUGGUGAAGUGGUUGCAAUGACCGGUGAUGGAGUAAAUGAUGCACCUGCCUUGAAAUUGGCUGAUAUAGGGAUUGCAAUGGGCAUUGCUGGCACAGAGGUGGCAAAGGAAGCCUCUGACAUGGUGUUGGCGGAUGACAAUUUCAGCACUAUAGUUGCUGCUGUUGGUGAAGGAAGAUCUAUUUACAACAACAUGAAGGCUUUCAUCAGGUACAUGAUUUCAUCUAAUAUUGGUGAAGUGGCUUCAAUAUUUUUAACUGCUGCUCUGGGUAUUCCAGAGGGCAUGAUACCUGUUCAGCUUCUCUGGGUGAAUCUGGUUACUGAUGGACCCCCAGCUACCGCUUUGGGAUUCAAUCCUCCAGACAAAGAUAUAAUGAGAAAGCCCCCUAGAAGAAGUGAUGACUCGUUGAUAACUCCUUGGAUCUUGUUUCGCUAUCUGGUUAUUGGUCUCUAUGUUGGAAUAGCUACAGUUGGGAUCUUCAUCAUCUGGUACACACAUGACUCAUUUUUGGGCAUCGACUUGAGUGGUGAUGGUCAUAGUCUCGUCACCUAUUCUCAACUUGCAAACUGGGGUCAGUGCUCCUCUUGGGAGGGUUUUUCAGUGUCUCCCUUCACAGCUGGGGAUCAGGUGUUCAACUUUGAUGCAAACCCGUGUGAGUACUUCCAGUCCGGCAAAAUUAAAGCUUCCACUCUCUCCCUCUCAGUUUUGGUUGCCAUUGAGAUGUUCAACUCACUUAACGCCUUAUCCGAAGAUGGGAGCCUAUUGACGAUGCCCCCUUGGGUUAAUCCAUGGCUGCUUCUGGCCAUGUCGGUCUCCUUUGGCUUGCACUUUUUGAUCCUCUAUGUGCCAUUCCUUGCACAAGUAUUCAACAUUGUCCCUCUCAGCCUCAAUGAAUGGCUCCUUGUGCUGGCAGUGGCUUUUCCGGUGAUUCUAAUUGAUGAGAUGCUCAAGUUUGUUGGGAGGUGUACAAGUGGAUUGCAGUUUUCUGGUGCAAGCAGAACUUCAAAGCAGAAAUCAGAGUGAGCACCCAGUUUGAGGCCGGAGAACACUAUAACAAAAGAAUCUCAAUGGGUUUGAAGUUAAUCCGGGAUUCUGCUGUAACCUUCAUGUUUUUUAAAUCUGUGAGGGUUGAUUUGGACUUGGGAGAUUUUAGUAAAAAUUUUGAUCACCAACACACACGUGUUAAAAAGGUGAAAACUUUUUAAAGAAUAUAAGAAAUUAUUAAUUCUAGUUUGAAAUCCCUUAUGAAAGGGACACCAUUUUGUUGGAAUGAAAAUGCAGAAAGCAUUUUGAUUUGUCUA